AUGUCUCUUCUCGGAAAGAAGUUUGGUGGCUCCAUUGCCCGCCCAAUGUGGCCCUUCUAUGUUUCCGGCCUUGUCAUCCUCUACGGAGUGAACUCUGCCGCGAACGCCAUGGCACAAGCCGACGAAUACAAGAACGACCCCAGGAACCCUCUCGUGAAGAACCAGGCACCGAAGCACUAA
Molecule: messenger RNA, 180 nt
Organism: Plenodomus lingam JN3
Lineage: Eukaryota; Fungi; Ascomycota; Dothideomycetes; Pleosporales; Leptosphaeriaceae
Biological process (GO): proton motive force-driven ATP synthesis
Molecular function (GO): proton-transporting ATP synthase activity, rotational mechanism
Source: RefSeq, a predicted model, not a curated record